Eurypyga helias (sunbittern) is the source of this 877-nucleotide messenger RNA. It is a transcript of the gene FRRS1L, whose product is annotated as ferric-chelate reductase 1-like. The coding region runs from base 1 to 657 and encodes 218 amino acids. Lineage: Eukaryota; Metazoa; Chordata; Aves; Eurypygiformes; Eurypygidae. Gene Ontology annotation, biological process: regulation of glutamate receptor signaling pathway. The record is from RefSeq and is a predicted model, not a curated record. The transcript is spliced from 4 exons.
AUGGUUUAUUCUGAUUAUACAUUCCCUACUGCUCCUCCUGUGGAUCCAUUUGCAAAAAUCAGAGUGGAUGACUGUGGAAAAACCAAGGGAUGCUUCAGGUACGGUAAACCUGGAUGCAAUGCGGACACUUGUGACUACUUUCUGAGUUACCGUAGAAUAGGAGCUGAUGUGGAAUUUGAGUUGAGUGCUGAUACUGAUGGCUGGGUGGCGGUGGGAUUUUCCUCAGACAAGAAAAUGGGAGGAGAUGAUGUCAUGGCUUGUGUUCACGACGACAACGGAAGGGUCCGAAUACAGCACUUCUAUAAUGUUGGGCAGUGGGCUAAAGAAAUCCAGAGGAAUCCUGCUAGAGAUGAGGAAGGGGUUUUUGAAAACAACCGCGUAACAUGUCGAUUCAAGCGUCCUGUGUACGUACCCCGAGAGGAAACCAUCGUCGAUCUGCACUUGAGUUGGUACUACCUGUUUGCCUGGGGUCCAGCAAUUCAGGGUUCUAUAACUCGCCAUGAUAUAGACUCACCACCCGUAUCGGAGCGUGUUGUCAGUAUUUACAAGUAUGAAGAUAUUUUCAUGCCGUCAGCUGCCUAUCAGACCUUCUCUUCGCCGUUCUGCUUGCUCCUCAUCGUUGCACUGACCUUCUAUUUGUUGAUGGGAACCCCGUGACUCAUGGAAAAAUAGCAAGAAGCUGUCAGUGGAAGUUUCUCAGGAUGGACUGCUACAUGGACAGACGAUGCGUUUUUCUAUUGGGAUUUGUAUCACACCACCACCGUCACCUAGCUGCUUUUGAACAUAGUUAGCUUUUCAGGAGGAUGGAACAACCACCUCCUUUGAGUGGCAGAGUGGUGACAAAUCAUUUCAGAGUAACUAGUGAAUGCAUAGGAGA